GGCAGUAGUGGUGGCUCUGCGUUGAUGCUCACGCGUCGUCUCCAAGCAACGCGCUGAAAUGUUUUCGUGUUGUGUGCACAGGAUCAAACAAACCUGUCGAGCCGUGACAUUUGUUCACUUAUAGAAUGAAUGUGUUGCACGCUCUGCUAUUGAAAGAAAUGUGUGUAUUUGCUUUUUGAAACGCAUUUGCAACUAACAUUGACGAACAGAACCAAAAGGAGAAUCAAUCGUUGGGCAGCGUUACAGGGACGCCGCGAGCUCCGGGGUAAAUGGGGCUGUUCGACAAGCUCGCGGGAUGGCUGGGGCUGAAGAAGAAGGAGGUGAACGUUUUGUGCCUGGGCCUCGACAAUAGCGGGAAGACCACCAUCAUCAACCAGCUCAAGCCGUCUAACGCUCAGGCGCAAGACAUAGUCCCCACCAUUGGCUUCAGCAUAGAGAAGUUUAAAACCUCCAGCCUGUCCUUCACAGUGUUCGACAUGUCAGGACAAGGCAGAUACCGGAACCUCUGGGAACAUUAUUACAAGGAGGGCCAGGCCAUUAUAUUUGUCAUAGACAGUUCAGACAAGCUGAGGAUGGUGGUUGCCAAGGAGGAGCUGGACACUCUACUCAGCCAUCCAGAUAUCAAGCAUCGGCGCAUCCCCAUCCUGUUCUUUGCCAAUAAGAUGGACCUGAAGGAGGCACUUUCCUCAGUGAAGGUGUCGCAGCUGCUCUGCCUGGAGAACAUCAAGGACAAGCCCUGGCACAUCUGUGCCAGCAAUGCCAUCAAGGGGGAGGGCCUUCAGGAGGGUGUCGACUGGCUGCAAGAGCAAAUCGCUCAAUCAGAUCAGAACGAUGAGAACGUGAGACAGUAGAGGUGGGGAAACUCCACAUCGCUACGGCAACCCCAGCUCCAUUCUCACAUCGCUAGGCAACCUCCUGCUCCAGAUGUCUGUGAUCAUGUGACCUCUAACCUAUGACCCUGGGGAUGGGAAACGGGCACUGAUCUAUAAAGAAAGUUGUUUAUAGAUCAGUGGAAACAGGAGCCACAUUAGCUAACCCCCCCCACCACACACACCAACACACACACACACACACACACACAUCCUCACCACACAGCAUAGUCUAGUCUAGUCUAGUCUAGCCUAGCCAAAGGCCUGAGCAGUUGAUUCACUUCAAGUGGGCUGAUACUCCACUCCCAGUGCGUCACCUGGCAACCAUCACACUGUGUGUGUGCUUUUAGUGCUAGACCUGCAGAGCUGCUAGUGCCCUGCAGUACCAGCAACGUGCUCCAGGGGGUGCUCCUGUCUCUCACAAGAGCUCUGUCACCAGUUUAACUGAAGUUCUAAAGUUAUAUCCACAUGGAGAUAGACAAAUAGCUACUAUUACAUUUUUGUAUUUAUUUUUUAAAGUCCAUCUUAUUUAUUGUGACUGGUCUUCGUGUCUUGUGAGUAGGUUUGCUGUCAUUCGGCUGGCCUCGCUCCUGAUUAAAGGCUACACACACACACACACACACACACACACACACACACACAUACACGCACACACACACACACAGACA
This is a messenger RNA of Alosa alosa (allis shad), 1537 nucleotides long. It is a transcript of the gene arl6, whose product is annotated as ADP-ribosylation factor-like 6. Gene Ontology annotation, cellular component: cytoplasm; axoneme. The transcript has 9 exons. The coding region runs from base 270 to 851 and encodes 193 amino acids. The record is from RefSeq and is a predicted model, not a curated record. NCBI's taxonomy places the organism in Eukaryota, Metazoa, Chordata, Actinopteri, Clupeiformes, Clupeidae. Gene Ontology annotation, biological process: cilium assembly; intracellular protein transport; vesicle-mediated transport. Gene Ontology annotation, molecular function: GTPase activity; GTP binding.